AUGCAGGCUCGCUACAGGCUCACAUCCGUCAACGGUUCAUCUCCACUACAACUACCCCAGGUCGACGGGCCGUUCUUAGGGUCGGCGCAUAUCUUCUAUUCAAUCGUGUUUGCCGGUUCCCAGGACCACGAAGAUAUUAAGUGGAUGAUUAAGAUCCCUAUCAACGGUACGCCGGAUAUAUGGGAUGGACUAUGCGCCGAAGCGCUCCGUACCGAAGCACUUGUGCUCUAUAUGCUUCGCACGGAGACCGGCGUGCCGGUGCCCGCGAUCAUCGACGCCGAUUCUUCUCCUCAUAACGAGAUUCAUGUUCCCUAUCUAAUCAUGGAAUACGUGACUGGUCUGACACUGGAUCAGGUCUGGUUUCACGGGGAUGACGAGAAGGGGAUCAGGGUAAUAAGGAGUAAGGUCCUGCAGAAUCUAGCGCGGGCGGUGCUUGAACUUGGGAAAUACGAAUUUAAACAUGGGGGGGCUCCAGUCUUCGACAGUAACGGGAUGCUCACCGACGUAGGACCCUCGAGGGAGCUUGACAUACAGGCCAUGAUAAACCGCUGGCUUGACAACGAGGACUGCGAGAGAGUACCUCUGUACACCGCAGUAGGUCCCUUUGGAAACGCGAAGGAAAUGUACACAUCACUUUUAGAUCAGUACCCAUGCGACACCGAAGCAAAUAUCGGCGUCGAUAAAUUACUUCGCCUCCUCGUAAAUCUUGUCUCCGAGCCCUCUAAGCCAAGAUCCACUAAGGGCAAGGAAAAGGCGAGUCAACAUAAGAAGGGAUUCGUCCUUACACACCCGGACCUGAGCAUGCGCCACAUCAUCGUGUCUAAAGAAGGCGAUAUCAAAGCGAUCGUGGGCUGGGACGGCGUGCACGUUGCGCCGAGAUCACUUGGUAACGAGACUUUCCCGCCGUGGCUCGUCAGAGAUUUUAAUACGUUUGCGUGGCGCUGGCGGCCGUCGCCAGUGCUCUAG
Messenger RNA from Daldinia childiae, 966 nucleotides. RefSeq lists its product as uncharacterized. NCBI's taxonomy places the organism in Eukaryota, Fungi, Ascomycota, Sordariomycetes, Xylariales, Hypoxylaceae. The record is from RefSeq and is a predicted model, not a curated record. The transcript has a single exon. The coding region runs from base 1 to 966 and encodes 321 amino acids.